AGAAAGAAAAGAAAGGUCGCGCGGAGUCGGUCCGGAAAGGCCGACGACGGAGAUGAAAGCGCGAUGGAGACGACCAGCUUUGACCACUCAUCUCAUCUUCCUUGGGCGAUACCCUAUCCAUCUCGACGACCGAGCUAGCCUGCUCGUCGAGAGAGAAGCAGCAGCAGCAGCAGCAGCAGCAGCAGCGAACCAGAGAAUCGGGAGCGCAUAAAAGUAAAGGGGCUCUCUCAUCUCCUGAUUUCCUCUCGUCCUACAAAUUCCUUCAUUAGUGAUUCCAAUAAGACAAUCUUACCCUCUCGUUUUCUUGUUAAGAAAGUCUUUGCGUUGUUGGAAAGCGGGUUCGCAAUCUCUUCUUCUGCCUUUUUCUUUUUUUUCUUUUUCUUUUUUCUUCCAUUUUUCCCCAGUCGGAAUGGAUUGGCUUCCCCAAAUCAAUCACGAGGGUUUUCAUCGUCACUACUGUAUAUGUCGGGGCUUCCUUCAUCAGGUCGCUUGGGGGUAUAGUGGACGAGAAAAAACAACUCUGCUGUAGAUACCCGGCUUAAAGUAGGGUGAAAGGAAAGGACCGAACUCCCAUUGUAUAGCACCUGCCAAUUCUCAGUGGUUGCCAUGCCGAUGUAUCGAUAUCAAAGAUGUAAAGAUGUAUUGAAGUGGAACCCCUGCCUCGCAUAACUCAGGCUGAAAGCGAAUAUAUUUCUAUCUAAUUUCUCUUAUUUAUACCGCGAGAUAGAGAUGGAUAAUGACCUCAUUCUUAAUGCUGGCUCAUGUCGACUGCUGCCAUUUGCUUACCCUUUUUGACGAUGCCUGUUUGGUUUAGUUCUUCUGCCGGAAGAGCAAUAUGGACGCAUUGUUUUCUCCUCGUUCAGUAUCCGUUAUUGGCUAUGUACCUAGGAAAGAGCUUCUGUGGCUGGCUGCGGUCUUUUCUGGGAUUGUCAUGUGCUAUUCUGUGUAUAAGAUAGCAGGUCUCAUGAGUCUUUUAUGCUUCGAUGGGUAUAGGAAACUUAAGAACAUGGACAAAGUAGAAUGGAAGAACCGGAACAAUGCAAGAGAUGGGUUGAAAUACCUUUUCUAAAAUGUUUUUUGUCCAGGGGAUUCUCAACAUUCCAUGCAAUUAUUGUAUCGUCUGCUUCUCUAUAUCUCCUGCUGUUUUCAGAUCUCUUCAAAGAAGAUUCUCAUGACCAAUUAGUCGUCAACAGGACAUCAAUCGUAUCAGAGACAAUACUGGGGGUCUCUAUAGGUUAUUUUCUGUCAGACUUGGCAAUGAUUGUGUGGCAUUUUCCAGCUUUAGGUGGUUGGGAAUAUGUUCUACACCAUGGGUUAUCCAUGUUUUCCAUCUUUCUUUCCAUUGUAAGUGGUCAAGGCCAAAUAUACAUACUUAUGGUUUUGUUUUCAGAGAGCACAACCCCAUUUGUCAAUCUAAGAUGGUACUUGGACAUUUAUGGUCAGAAGAGUUCUAAUCUAUACAUCUGCAAUGGCAUCUUUCUGUUCCUGGGGUGGUUGUUUGCAAGGAUUCUUCUCUUCAUCUUCUUUUUCACCCACAUGCUUAUCCAUUUUGACCAGGUGAAAGAGAUUUUUGACUUGGGUUUCUACAGUUUGCUUUUGGUGCCUUCUGUUUUGGCAAUCAUGAACCUAUUUUGGUUUUGGAAGAUUGCCAAGGGUCUGGUGAAAACUCUGUCUAAGAAGAGACAUAGGCAGUGAUCUGACCAUUGUAUUGUACAAUGUGAACCACCUUCUCUGUAUCUAGAAGAAUCUUGAGAUUCCUUGUCAACCUAAUGCUUCAACAACAAUGAAUAUUAUCCUUUCAUUCUCAUUUAUUGAUGAGAUUGUGUCAGAAGAUCAUUAUGGACUUCCUUUCGUCUCACGGAGGGUCCUUUUCUUAAUUAUUAUUUGCAAGACAUUGGUUGACUCUACUGUACGGGUGGAUUUUAUGUUUCUUUCAACCUUUGAAGUUUGUCAGUGA
Molecule: messenger RNA, 1957 nt
Organism: Eucalyptus grandis
Lineage: Eukaryota; Viridiplantae; Streptophyta; Magnoliopsida; Myrtales; Myrtaceae
Product: TLC domain-containing protein 4-B
Exons: 8
Coding region: 1021-1695 (224 amino acids)
Biological process (GO): lipid homeostasis
Cellular component (GO): endoplasmic reticulum; membrane
Source: RefSeq, a predicted model, not a curated record